AUGGCUAGGAUUUUCAAGCCUAUCGCCGAGGGCGAGCUGGAGAUAAAAAUGAAUCCCUCUCAUGAGGAGGUCAUCCACAUGGCAGAGUUGACCGAGGAGGAGAAAGUUAUCGAGAAAAAAUUGCGCAAGCGCAUUGAUGCAUUAAUCAUGCCGCUGUCAAUUUUGGUCUACCUGAUGAAUUAUAUCGACCGCAAUAAUUAUGCCGCAGCGAAGCUCCAAGGUCUCGAGGAGGAUCUCAACCUCGACGAUACAAAAUACCAGACUGGCCUCUCUAUCCUGUUUGUUGGAUAUAUUUUGAUGCAAGUGCCGUCGAAUAUGCUUCUUAACUACAUGGGUCGACCGUCUCUAUACAUCGGAUUCUUUGUCUGCGCAUGGGGACUGGUAUCUGCAUUGACGAGUCAAGUCACAAGCUAUGGAGCCAUUGUCGCAUGUCGAUUUCUGCUUGGUUUGGUCGAAGCACCCUUCUUCUGUGCCAUUCUCUUUUAUCUGUCCAAAUGGUACACCAGGAAGGAAUUGGCGUUUCGAAUGAGCAUCUUCUAUUCUGGCUCUCUGCUCAGCGGCGCGUUCGGAAACCUCAUCGCUGCGGGUAUUCUCAACGGACUCAAAGGCAAGCGAGGAAUAUCAGCAUGGCAAUGGCUCUACAUUAUUGAGGGAUCUAUUACAUGUGCCAUCGGGCUGGGCAUUUGUUUCAUUCUACCUGACUUUCCGGAGACAUGGAGGCUUUUAUCACCGGAAAUGCGCAAAGUCGCCCAGCGGCGUCUUGCUAUUGAGGCCGGUGAAGCAGACAUAGAUGAAGAGGGAAGCAAAAGCCAGUUCAAGGGAUUCAAACUCGCUAUGACCGAUAUCAAGACAUAUGCAUUCGCCCUCGCCUAUAUGUGCAUCACCGGAGCGGCUGGUUUCCAGAACUUCUUCCCGACUUUGGUCAAGACUCUGAAUUACAAUGAAACCAUUACUCUUGUGCUGGUGGCACCCCCUUAUCUCUUUAUGGUUGUGUAUUCUCUCUGUCAUUCCCUCGCUUCUGACAGGUUGGAAAGGAGAUUCUGGUUCUUCGUCUACCCGAUUCCGAUCACUAUCGCUGGGUUCAUUAUCUUCAUGAAGACUGAUUCUUUUGGACCACGGUACUUUUCAUUCUUCUUGAUGAUCUUCGUCUUCGCCCAGAAUGGGACGCUAUACUCAUGGCUCGCGAGCUCCAUUCCUCGCCCACCUGCCAAGCGCGCUGUUGCGUUUGCGUUCUUCAAUUCAAUUGGCAAUAGUGCUUCGAUCUGGACGCCGUACACCUACGUUGACAAGGAGAAGCCUCAUUUCCCCACCGCCAUGGGCGUUUGUAUUGCCCUUCAGGCAAUUGGUGGUCUUGCGGCCAUCUUCUUGUACUUCAACUUGCGCAUGCUCAACAAACGCCAGGAGCGUCUUGAGAAUGAGGAAGUACAGCUUGGCGAAAAGGAUCUUCGUCGGCUACAGGCUACUGCUGAUGUUGAAGGGAUUGACAUUGCCGCCGCCCGGCGGUUGCAAAGGGGAUUCCGUUAUGUGUUGUAG
This is a messenger RNA of Penicillium paradoxum, 1533 nucleotides long. Its product is annotated as putative MFS transporter. Gene Ontology annotation, molecular function: transmembrane transporter activity. The record is from RefSeq and is a predicted model, not a curated record. Gene Ontology annotation, cellular component: membrane. The transcript has 3 exons. NCBI's taxonomy places the organism in Eukaryota, Fungi, Ascomycota, Eurotiomycetes, Eurotiales, Aspergillaceae. Bases 1 to 1533 code for a protein of 510 amino acids. Gene Ontology annotation, biological process: transmembrane transport.